Cladophialophora psammophila CBS 110553 is the source of this 1053-nucleotide messenger RNA. RefSeq lists its product as uncharacterized. Lineage: Eukaryota; Fungi; Ascomycota; Eurotiomycetes; Chaetothyriales; Herpotrichiellaceae. The transcript has 3 exons. Bases 1 to 1053 code for a protein of 350 amino acids. The record is from RefSeq and is a predicted model, not a curated record. Gene Ontology annotation, molecular function: Hsp70 protein binding. Gene Ontology annotation, cellular component: endoplasmic reticulum membrane. Gene Ontology annotation, biological process: cellular response to misfolded protein.
AUGUCCGCGACAGCUUCUGGCUCCGAUGCCAGGGCAAACGGCUCUGCCCAUAACCGAGAACACAAUCAAGGGAACCAAGAGCGAAAAUGGACCCCUCAACAGAAGGCCGAAGUGAUAAGAAUACGGAGAUGUAGUCCCACAGCUUUCUACGAGAUCCUGGCGAUCGAGAAAACAGCAAGCGACGGAGAGAUUAAAAAGGCCUACCGAAAAAUCAGUUUGUUGACACAUCCGGAUAAAAAUGGAUUUGAGGGUGCCGAUGAGGCGUUCAAGAUGGUCUCUCGCGCAUUCCAAAUACUGUCAGACGCCGACAAGAAGUCGAAGUACGAUCAGUUCGGUGGCGACCCCGAUAGCCGCUUUUCCAGCAGUGGUGCUGCAAGCGCAGGAGCGAGUCCCUUUAGUGGCUUUGCGCGAUCACCUGGCAGAGGGCCCAUGUAUGAAGACGAGAUAUCGCCGGAGGAAUUGUUCAACAGGUUCUUCGGCGGUGGCAUGGGACCUGGGUUCCAGUUUGGCGGCGGCUUCGGGGGUCCUCAGUUCGUCUUUAAUAUGGGCGGCGGUCCUGGAUUCACAGUACAUCGCAUGGGAGGCGGCAGACCGCGAGGCAGGCCGAGAGAUGCUCAGUCGGACACUGCACCGACAGGCCUUUCAGCGUUGACACAACUAUUACCGCUACUACUGCUCUUUGUUCUUCCGCUGCUGUCAUCGUUCUUUACGGGGUCCUCCAAUUCCGGUCCGCAUGUUCGAUACGAUUCCCCCGUUUCGCCACACACGAUGCAUCGAGUGACACCCAGGUACAACAUUGAUUAUUUCUUGAAUCCGGCGGAGGUAGAGGGAUAUACAUCAAGACAGUUCAGCGCCCUAGAUCAACGGGCGGAGGUGGAUUAUGUCUCAACUUUGAAGUAUCAAUGCGAAAAUGAGGUACAGCGGCAGCGGCACGAGAUCAACGAAGCAACGGGUCUUUUCUUUACAGAUGAGAACAGGUUAAAGAGGGCCAGGGAAAUGACAAUGCCCGGCUGCCGCCGGUUGGAUGAGUUGAAAGUAAAUCGGCAGUACUAG